AUGGCGCACGACUCGCCAAUUGGGAAGCUCGUAUGGAUGCGGCUUAAACAACCUCGACACGUCUUAUACGGUCAGAUUGAGGACAUCGACCCCCCGAACUCGAUCACUUUUAGAGAUGUCGUGUUUCCUGGGUCGAGUACGUACCUCGCGCAAUGGACCGUCCAGUCCACUGCGAUCGACGAUACCGCCAUUGUGAAUAGUUUUCCCCCAGAAGUACUCGAAGUCCUUCGAUCCCAACCACAACCGCACCAGCAGCCUGCGACGAUUCCUCCGCAAAUGUCUCACGCGCAUCCACCGCCUCCCGCGUUCCAGUACCCCCAGCAAUUGCCCAAUGGCCACCACCCUGCGCCAUCGAUGCCGCAUUCCCCUUUUGCUGGCUCAGUGCCGGUUCCUGUGAAUCGAAUCGCUGAACUGCCUGCUCGUAUCACUGCUUCUCCUGCACCCCAAGCAGCCGUGGGACAGCAGUCAGUACCAGCCUUCGUCGAUCCAGCGAUUCUGAGCUACGACACGUCGUCGCCGGUGCAAAGGAGACGGACAUCAAAGCCGGCAGGAUUGGAAACACCCAUAAAGUCAAUGCUGACACGAGCUGCCGCCAACUUGCCCAGUCCUAGCUCGCCAUUCAUAGGAGACAUUACCAAAGCCAAUGUCGCGCAAAAGAUGGCUGCGGCCAAGCAAGCUGGAGCAGCCCAGCAACAGCCGCCUGUACCUGUAGCAUCAAAACCUAGUGUGGAGGCUGCUCUCGGCGACGAUGUGCAAAAUCCAGUGGUGGAGAAUGGCGGGAAGAAGAAAGUCAGGCGAGGUCAGAAAGUAAAGAAGCAGCCACCAGAUGCUGGUCAAGACCCACCUCCAGUGAUGAAUGCUGAAGUCUCCCGGAACGGAAACGAUAUGAACGGCCAAGUGAAGCGGGGCAAGGGUUGGAGGAGCACGCCUUUGUUGCAGCCAUCUCCAUCGGCCGGUCCUUCCUUGGACCAAGCGAACACCAAAAAGAGCAGACGAAAACAUAAGGGCGAGCUGGAGCAGGAAUUCGCGCAAGGAGAUACCACAGACAUACAGGACAUGGGAGACUUUGAUUUUGACGCUGGGCUCAAGAAAUUUGAUAAGAAGCAAGUAUUCGACGAGAUCAGGCAAGGAGAUACCACAGCAGAUGAAGACAGACUUGUCAGCCACAACAAGGCUCGUCCAGGCACCUAUGGUGGAAAAAACCUACACCCGACCGAGAACGUCCUGUCUCCUAAGCUGGAGACGAAGUACAACAGCAACGAAACGGACAACACUAGCGAUGCUGACACGGAGCUUGGGCUUGGUCUUGCCAAUGGAAGUUCCUCGUCCAAGCAUUCCGUUUCGCGCAAAGUGUUCCCGAAGACAAGACCUAGCAGGCAGAAUAGUGCGCAAGUGGACUCUCUCCCAAGACCGCCGCCCCAUCUGCUGGCGGCAUCGCUCAGUUCAGAUCGCGUCCGCGAUAGGUCGACCACCUCGCGUGUGAGUAGGGGAAAGCAAGCUACUUCGUUGGCUACAUCCUCGCCCAAACCAGACCGAGCAAACUCGCCUUCAGCUAUCUCAGUCACCAAGACAGCAAUCCAAGGUUCAGCGAAGAAUCAGGAUCCACAUUUCGCAAUCUCAUCGCACAUGUCCACAUGUCCCACCCUUUUACCCAAGGCAUUGGAGAAUCUGGAGGCUGCGACUGUCUCAACAUUUAGUCUGAGCCAGGAAGCAAUUGCAGAGAAUGCCGCUCGCAGUGUUGCAGAAACAGCAUUGCACCUAUCAGAAGCGCAUAAGGGGCUACGGCGCCCGUCGAGAACUAACACCAUGCGAGGUAGUAUGACAGGCAGUAUGACGUUAAACAGCCCGCCAGAGUCCUCGACGAUUGUCAUCCUGGCUGGCAAUCACGACAUUGGUGCCCGCGCCCUCGCAGCGGCUCGCCACCUUCUCGGACGAAAUGUAAAGAUCAUUGCGGUCGAGUCAACCUUCGAGUCGGCAGCAACGCAGCAUCCGCACGUACAUGCACAGCGCGCGAUUCUCCGUAAACUAGCUCAGGCGGGCGCCAAAGUUAAGCGUGGAGCAUGGCACAAGUGUCAAAAAGCGAUCAAGAAUCUAACAGGUCCACCUGUGGUCAUCAUCGACGCACUUCUCGCUGGAGCAACGUUUGAGAGCCUGCUAGAGCCAAAUGCAGAUUUUAGUGCGCUUGUACAACAGGAGACAAGAGAAAUGAUCGAUUGGGCGAACCGGAGCAGAGCCCCUGUGCUGAGCGUCGGCUGUCCCAGUGGUGUUUCGGGUGUCGAUGGGGUCUCUACCAUUGUCGAAGGAGAGCCACUUGCAGUCCGUCCUGAUCGCGUCCUUGCCCUGGGUGCUCCAAUGUCAGGCUUACUGAAAGCCACCGAGGCAGGCGAGAGAUGGAAUAUUAGUCUGGCCGACAUUGGCAUUAACAUUGGGCUAAAGGUGGAAGACCAAGUGGUUUUCGGAGAGUCCUGGAGUGUCAAUCUGAAGUACGUGGACGAAGAAGCCAUGUCGUAG
This is a messenger RNA of Sphaerulina musiva SO2202, 2511 nucleotides long. Its product is annotated as YjeF N-terminal domain-like protein. The transcript has 2 exons. Gene Ontology annotation, biological process: P-body assembly; deadenylation-independent decapping of nuclear-transcribed mRNA. The record is from RefSeq and is a predicted model, not a curated record. Bases 1 to 2511 code for a protein of 836 amino acids. Gene Ontology annotation, cellular component: P-body. Gene Ontology annotation, molecular function: mRNA binding. NCBI's taxonomy places the organism in Eukaryota, Fungi, Ascomycota, Dothideomycetes, Mycosphaerellales, Mycosphaerellaceae.